AUGGAGGCGGGCCAGGAAGACGAAGGGAGUGAUCUCCUGGACUUUGCGGCCACCUUUGCCCAGUUGUGCGAGGAUGAGCGCACCGUGCCAUUGGGCGAGGCUGGUGAGGAGGUGGUGGUGCGGCAGGACACGGGCGUGGGCCAAGGCGGGGCUGUCUGGGAGUCGGCCCUGGCCCUGAUCGCCUGGUGGCGCCACGCCCACGCGGAGCACCCCCUCGGCCAGCUCCUCCCACAGAUGUCCGGCGGCGGCGGCGGGUCUGCCAGCUCGGUGCAGGACUCCACAGACGGAGCUGCCGCCGUCUCUACGGUGGUGGAGCUGGGCGCCGGCACCGGCGUGGCAGGGCUCGCCAUCGGCGCCCUGCUGGGCCGAUCGCGGAUCGUGCUCACCGACCUGCCGCCCUACCUACCCCUCCUCCGCCACAACGCAGCUCUCAACGCGCCGCUCUUGCGAUCGCGAGGGAGCAGUGUCGAAGUGGCGAGCUAUCGCUGGGGAGAGGCGCCUCCGCUUCUGUCCACCACCACCGCCGCCGCCGCCGCCGCCAGCAGCAGCAGCAGCGGGGGAGGACCCGUCGGGUCCUACGAUCUGAUCGUGGGCUCCGACCUGGUCUACGACGCGGCCAAGCCCGGUUUCGACUGGCGGCGCAACCACCAGGAGCUGGUGGCCUCCUUCAACCUGUUGGCCCACCCAGCAGCCAGCCAGCGGGCGACCACGGUGGUGUUGGCCGUCGAGCGGAGGCGCGAGUCGGGUCACUUCUACGACGCCUUCUUUGGCCUCCUUAGGGAGUGCGGGUGGCAUUGUGACGUGCGGCCCUUUUCGAUCGACGAGCGCACGGACACCCUCAUCCUCAUCAUCCGUCGUGCGCCGGCUGCCUCUGCGGAAUGA
This is a messenger RNA of Acanthamoeba castellanii str. Neff, 882 nucleotides long. RefSeq lists its product as uncharacterized. The record is from RefSeq and is a predicted model, not a curated record. Lineage: Eukaryota; Discosea; Longamoebia; Acanthamoebidae. The transcript is spliced from 4 exons. The coding region runs from base 1 to 882 and encodes 293 amino acids.